Molecule: messenger RNA, 8884 nt
Organism: Oryctolagus cuniculus (rabbit)
Lineage: Eukaryota; Metazoa; Chordata; Mammalia; Lagomorpha; Leporidae
Source: RefSeq, a predicted model, not a curated record
AUCCAAAGUACAAAUUUUAAGAAAACUGUCAAUGUGGUUUUUUAAAAGUAUUUAUUUAUGUAAGAGAAAGAAAGAGAGAAACAGAGUGAGCGUGCUAGCCCCCAUCCAAUGUUUUACUCUUCAAUUGCAUGAAAUGGCUGGGGUUGGGAGGCAGGCCAAAGCCAGGAGCUAGGAACUUAAUUCAGAUAUCCCACAUAGGUGGCAGGAAGCAAAUCAGUGAAGUUCUCACUGUUGUCUCUUAGUUUGUACAUUAGCAGUAAUUAGGAGUCAAGCACAGGAACUGAGAAUCAAACCCAGGUACUCCAAUAUGGGAUGCGGUCAUCUUAAUCAUUAGGCCAAACACCCUCUCGCCCAAUCAGUGUCUGAGAAAGACCAAAUAAAAUAGAAACAAGAAAUCAAUCUCGUUUAUGGACUCAUCCUGAAAAUUUGAAGUUAAUAAACAUAAUCAGAUUAUUAAAAAAGAAUAUUCACCUUAUCAAAAAGGCUGCAUAUUCCCAGAAUGCACAUGUGACUCAAUAAAUAAUGGGCAACGUGUUAAUGUGUUCUUUACUGUCCCACACUGCUUCUCCAGUGGCAGAGCUGACUAUGAACUGUCAGUUCAUCAAAAACUGUAACUAUGUUUCUAUCACUGACUUUAGCAAAUCAAAAAUGCCGUUUAAACGGGGAAGCGAUUGUGGUGCCUGAAUUAAGCCACUGCUUUGGAUACCCACAUUCCAUAGCUGAGUACCAGUUUGAGUGCUUGUUAUUCCACUUCUGACUGAACUGCUCAUCCGAUCCAGCCUCCUGGUAAUGUACUUGGGAGAGGUGAAUGAUGGUGGGCUCCUGCCACCAAUAUUGGACACCUGGGUGGAGUUCCUGGCUCCUGGCUUUGACCUGGCAUAGCCCUGGCUGUUUGGGGCAUUUGGGAAGUGAACCAUGGAUAGAAGAUCUCUCUCUCUCUCUCUCUGCCCUUCUACACUUCUUCCCUCUCUUCCUCCCUUCCUCUUUCUGUCUCUUUGUCUUUCAAGUAAAAUCAAUAAUUAGACAUCAUGAUGACAGAAAUUUUAAAAUGUGAAAAACUACCUUAGGAUCAAUGAAAUACUGUAUCCAUCUAUCCAUUUUUUCCUUUUGUUUCUUUCUCUUCAUAUCUAUCUAUCUAUAUAAUUUUAAUCUAACUGGAAUAUAUACUUGUGUCUAUCCAGAAUAUAAUAUGUAGAUGUAGUUGUAAGGGGAAAAAUAGCAAGUAGAAUAGUGUGCAUACUAUAGUAGAAUCUGUGUAUUUUUUAUUUCAUUUUUUAUAAAGUUUUAUUUAUUUAUUUUCCUGAAAGGCAGAGAGAGAGAGAGAGAGAGAGAGAGAAAGAAACAGCUGGUUCACUCGCCAAAUGGCUGCAAUAGGCAAGCCUAUGCCAGACCAAAGCCAGGAUCCUGGAACUCCAUCUUGGUCUCCAACGUCGGUUGCAGAAGCCCAAACACUUGAGCCAUCAGUCUCUGUUUCCUUGGGUGCAUUAACAGGAAGCUGAAUCAAAAGUGCAGUAGUCAGGAACUGGCACUCUGAACUGGAUGGCAGGAUUUCAAGCAGUGGCUUAACCUGCUGCUGUACAACACUGGCCCCUGUGCACUUUCUAAAAAGAGAUUUAAAUAGCUGCAUUGUGUGUAUGUUUUCCCUUAGAAAGACUUAGAUAAAAUUAUAAAGAACAUCCAUCUAACAAAGAGCUAGGUGAGGAGGGUAGUGGAUAAUGAAAGUGGAAAAGGAAAGCUUUUACUUACUGUGUUUCUGUACUGUUUCAAUUCUCUAAUCUUUUUCUUCCUUCACAUUUAUUUUUAAAAAUCAACAGAAAUUAUCAUAGCAGAGAGAUAAGGGCCAUGCUAGGUUACUGUAGCAGAAGGUACCAGUGCACUGCCCAGGGACUGCCUUUAACCAUUGCUAUUGAGCCCCUCCCAAAUUUGUGCAUUGCCUUUGCAUUGGCUGCAGCUACUGUCUUUGCAGGACCACCUGGAGCUGCCUCCCUGGCCAGGUGUGCUGAGAGCUAGAAGUGCUGGGGAAUUUACAAACCCCAGUUCCAUCCUUAGCCAGGAAUGCAAAGGUGAGGGAGUGAGGAAGUCCAGUUCCCUUGACCCUGGGGGAAAACUCCCUUCAGAGGCUUGGGCCUCAGUCACACCCUUGCCUGCUUCUUGCCUUUGCCUGUGCUGUUUCUGGCCACCCCUUCUGCAGUUUCUCUAAGAGUGCUUCCUUAAUAAGUCAUCUCCUUAACAUCUGAUUCUGAAGUGCUUUUAUUCUACUUUGAAUUGGUGGACUCUUACAAAGAAAUUUCUGAAUGUCAAAUAUGUUUGUAUGUUUAUGCAUAAUAACAGCAUACAGUAGAACUGAGUGCUGCCAAGACAAUAAGAAAAAGAGGACUAGCUUCCUUCCAUUGGGCAUUCUUGUGUCCUAUGGACACUAGAAUCUUUUUUAUUUUUAAAUUUGACUGGAGCCUCUGCUUUGCCUAUUUCAGUAAAAGGAUACCUGCCUCCCAACUUCAACAUAGCUAUUCAUUUUCCUAUACAUCCUUGAGGGCAAUUAUUCUGCUACUUAUUGCUAAUGUAUUAUGCAAGUUCCUAACAACUUCUGGGGCUCAUCGUGGUAAAUUCUCUGUGAAAAAAAAAAAUGUUUUAUUGAAGGACAGUCUCAAGAUGGAAUUACAAAUGGCUGUGAAGAACUCUGCCUACUUUAAGAAGGACCAUAUUAUGAUUCCUCAGUAGUAGCCUCAGUGGGCCAGUGAAUUACCAAAAAGCACUUUGCUCAUAGAUGGCAGUGGUGCCUCUGAGCCCACAGGUUAUUGUCAAGUACAGCAUGUCAUUUGGGUGCAGCACCUUUGCAUUUUUAAUUAUGUGUUAUCUCCCGGUUGCUCAUUUACAACAGGUCUGUUAUUCAGGAAUGUGAACCAGCAAAUAUUUAGGCUUAUCAGGUCAUUUGUGUAUUCUGGCAAUAUUCAAAGUAUUUAUAACCCCCUGCCAUCUUUAUACUGAAUGUGUGCCUGCAUUUAGAGCCAUAAAUUUCUCUGGAUUUGAGUGGCUCUUGACAGUGGGAUUUUUAACUGUAACAUAGUCUCUGUGUGAAUGUGUAUGUACAUAUCCAUAUACGUGGGUAUUUUGACACCCACGAGCAGAAUAAUUUAUAGCAUAACACACGUACAGAUUUAAAAAAAAUACUACUCCUGUCAUAAACAGCUUCGUGCUUUCUUGUUAGGUUCUCAGAGGGAGAAACACUUUAGAAGGUGCUUAUUUCUUUGGAGGUAGAUGAGGAGUCAGACAGGAAGCCAUCCUGAUGGAAGGCUGCUGAUUCUGCUGUCAGGGCAUCUGGCAACAGCCUCCAACAGAGGUCACCAAAUCUUCUAGCCCAUUGCGACGUUGUUUGGAACUAGCCGACCACCUGAAAGACCCUGGGAACCACCUCUUUAGUAAUUACACAUGGGCAGACAUCACUUGCGAAAGGAGGCAUGAACACAAUCGAAGAUGACAAAAUAGUAAGCCUCACUUUCAUUCUCCUUUCCUUCUCGUUUGUGUCUUUAAUAAGGCUCAUGUCCUUGGCUGGCUCUCGGAUGUCCUCUGCCUUCAUUGUGCUUUUUGAGAGGCAAGGCAAAGUCUUAGGCAACAGAGACUUUCCCUGCAGAGUGCAAUGUUCCCAUUUGUCCUGGCUCACCCAUUACUCAGAGCUGACAUUUGGUUGAUACUUAAAAGACCUGGAAUCCACUUUAGCUCUUCAAGUAAGGUACUGGGUGCCUCCCUCAGGCAUAGUAUAGUUUUCACAUCUUAUCAUGGGUGUUUGUUUUCUCUGUAAGGUUCUACCUUCUUGACAGCUGGAACCAUGCUUUGAAUUUCACCUGUACCUCCCACGCAUGUGACAUAUUCUAGUAGGUCUGCAAUCCUGUUAUGCAGUAAAUACUUGUUAGUUGGGCUUCUUCCAAGGCUUCUGCUUAGCUCAACAAUAGUUUGAAGUAGGACUGGUCAGACAGGAAGUUUUAGCUAAACAUUCAUUUGCUUAUUCAGUAGCUCAGGGAAUUGGUGUAUAGGAUUCUCAGCAAGAUAUUUUGUUGGGCUUAUACUGGUGGUUUUUGAACCAUUUUUCCCUUUAGCUGAGGUGUGCUCUUUUUAAUGGGCUCCACUAUGGAGAAACAAGAUGCAUAGCACGUGAAAGAGGGGUGGUUGCAUUUGAAGCAGAGGUGCAAGAUAGACUGCACUUGAACAACCUCCUAUCCUCCCCAUUUUCCCAGACACCUACAAACCAAGUGGCCUGUGAAUCAUCUGGUAUCAGCAGGGCUCCUCUGAGAAUAGUCUGUAAACCAUUUAUCUACAGAAAAUGUCUUUGAGUGUAUUACUACCUUGGGUUCACCCUUUUUGGAAACAGAUUUUAUUUUCUAAAGCAAUUAUAGGUUUACAGAAAAAUUGUGCAGAAGGUACAGACAUAUCCAUAUAUUCACUCUCCCUUAGUUCGCAGGUUCCUUUAUGGUUAGCUUCUUGCAUUGAUGUGGUGUAUCUGUUACAAUGGAUGAGCCCACGUUGAUACACUGGUAUUAACCAAAGUCCUUAGUUUGUAUUAGGAUCUACUCUGUAUGGUACAGUCAUUUGUGUAUGUAGCUAGCAUGAUAUCAUACAGAAUGUUUAUACUUCUCUACCAAUGCCCCCUACUCUAGGUGUGCAUUCCGUGACCCAGCAUUUUUAAAGGUGCCUUGGUAAGCUUAGGAAUAGUGGGAACAGGGAUCGGGUUUGAUCCUUAAGCAGGUCCGCUCUAUAUCUUCGUCACAGUUGGAAAUAACUCCUGGUUUAUAUUCUCAAAAAGGGAAUUGAGAUUGCAGAUUAUGAUUAUAAUCCUGUUCUGGUAACUCAUUUGACCACUUGCAGCUUUUGUGUUUUGGAAAAGUUGUAAAUUUAUCAGUGAUGCUAAAUGUCAAAGUAAAUUUCACUGGAACAAGGCCAUGCUUAUUGAGAAUGUGUUGUGAUGUAUUUGAAUUUAAUAUGUAUGAAUAUGUGGACAAAGGUUAAUUUGGACUCUUUUCAUGUCCAGAAGCUAGACUUGCCCUUCCUUCACUGAUUUGGGAAAUACUUUUUCUUUACUUUCGGAAGCCUGCCUUUGACUUUGGUGCAUUGCUAAUUAUGUGCCCAAUUUUCGUACAACACUGACAAUGAAUACAAAAUAUUAAUAAACCAACAAGACAAGCAGUUUUCAAAAAUCACAUUAUGUAUACUUACUGCCUAACUGACCUUUUCUGCAGUAACUUAAAUCUUUAAGAAAUCCAUUUAAUUUCAAAGCCAAAGUAUUAGCCUAUUUAUAUGUAAAUUAUCUUUAAUUCAUGCAUUGAUUUAAAAGACUAAUCCAAAAGAUCUUUUACCACAAGUGACCUUUUUGACUCUGUACUUCUGGGAAAACUGCGAAGUGGCUUCUUGGUGACCUCAUCUCCACCUGUGGUCCAACACAUGCCAGCUCUGGUCUGUAUAAAUCACUCACAAUCACAGAGCUCUCAGCUGACACUGAAUUAUUAACGGAGUCAUUGUUUUAGUUCCUAUCACAGUUUCCACAGGACAAUUUGUAGGGAUGAUUUUUUUCUACCUCAUCUAGCAUAUUCUUUCUACUUUCAACCAACACAUCUAGUUAGAAUCUUUUCUAAGAAAUAUGAUCUAUUAUUCAGAGGACACAGAAUAAGGAGCUUAAUGCUUUCUGUUUCCAAAGGCCUUAGAUGUCAGAGAAUCCUAAGUUUAUAUUACUGCCUACUAUCCAUAUCUGAGAAGCCAGAGAAUUGUAGGAAUACUGUCAGUAUUCUUGUUGCAGUGUUAGUGUUUAUUCAACUUUUGGUUUUCUGACUGUGUUUAGUUUACUUUAGGGAAUAUCUUUAGACAGAGUCCAUCACCAAUUAUCAUAUAUAUUUUUGAAUUAUUUAGUCUUGUCAUUAGUGGGUAAAAAGCAAAUAAUGUAAGUUGUAACCUAUAUAAAAUAGUUGAAGUAAAACUGAUUAUGCCAUAUGUAAUAUAUUUAUAUUCAUAUAUUUCCUCCAACUCUUUUUUGAUAUUGAUAUCUCUAUAUAAUGAUAUCUCAUCAAGAUGUUAAAUUAUUUAUUUAUUUAUUUGAGGAUAGAGUGACAGAGAGAGAGAGAGAGGAAGAAGCAGUGAGAGAGAGAUUGUCCAACCAGAGGGUCACAACAGAGGCACCUGGACCAGGCCAAAACCAGGAGACAGUAGCUCCAUCUGGGUCUCCCAUGUGAGGGACAGGGACUCAGGCUCUUGAGUCAUCAUCUUUUGCUUCCCAGGCACAGUUGCAGGGAGGUUGUUGGAAACUUGAGUAGCAGGAAUAGAACCAGCACUCCAAUAUGCAAUGAAGGAAUCCCAAUCAGUGGUUAACCUGCUGUGCCACAUCUGCCUCUCUGUCUGUCAAAUUUUAACCUGAGGUAUAUGAGGGGAGGCCACGAGUGCCCAGAAUCAGAUGCAAAUGUCUAUAUGUAUGUAUGCAUUUGUAUAAAUUGUCAGUGUCUUGAAUAACUCUCUGGGGUGAGAAUACUAAUUUAAACUAUAAUAUGAAUGCGAAUAUCCCAGUUGCUCUGGAACUACAUGGCAUGAGGUCCUACAUAUGUACAAACUUUCCUCACUCUAUCUCUCACCCCCAAUAUCUAGAUCUUUCUUAAUUUUUAAAAUUCUUAGUUUUUUAAUUGUCAUUUAAAAUUUUUAUUUGUAUUUAUUUGAAAGGCAGAGAUACAGAGAGAGAAAGAGAUCUUUCAUCUGCUUGUUCACCCAAUGGCCUCAGUGGCCAGGGCUGGGACAGGCCAAAGUCGGGAGCCUGGAACUUCAUCCUGGUCUCCCACAUGGGUGCAGGGGCCCAAAUAUUUGGGUCAUCUUCAGCUGCUUUUCCAAGCAUGCUAGCAGGAAGUGAAUUGGAAGUGGAGCAUCCUGGACUAGAACAGACCCCGAUACGGGAUGCAGCACUGCAGGCAACGGAUUAACCCGCUGUGCCACAAUGCAGUCCUCAAUUUUUCUUAAAUUUUUAAGAAAGUUCAUGUGGGGCAGGCAUUUGACUCAGUGAGUUAAGCCACAAAUUGAGAUGCUUGCAUCCAAGUACCAGCUCUAUUUCUCCAUUCAGCUCAGCUUCCUGCUAACGUGUACCCUGGCAGGCUGCAGAUAAUGACUCAAGUACUUGAGUCCCUACCACUCAUGCAGAGACCUAGUGUGAAUUCCAGGCUCCUGACUUUGGGGUCAGCUCUGGCUGUUACAGCAUUUAAGGAUUGAGCUAGCACAUGCAAAGUCUCUUUGACACACACUCUCUCUCUGCCUUUCAUAUAAAUAAAUAAACCACUUAGUUAGUGAACCAGAGCAUGGAACAUGGCUCUUUCCUUUCCUGUCAUCUUGCAUUUCUGAUAAAUAAGUAUUUUUUUUCAAAAGGAUGCAUAUAUUUUGGUGUCCCAAAGUUUAGAAUCCAUGCUUCAUUUUUUUGUAUUAUGUGUUUCCCAUGAAUUCUUCAAGACCAAUCAUAUAGUUACUCCAUUAACACAAAACUCAUGGGCACCAGUACUGUUACUAAACACCUGAAUAAAGCAUUUCCAAAACUUACAUUUUCUUUGUAGUACACAAUACAGCCUACCACGCUGAGGAGGCAUUUUAAUGCAAAAUCACAAUGAAGCACACAAAUGGCUCUAAAUAGUGCGUGGAGGACCCUUGUUUACAGGUUGAGAGCAGAAACCAGGAGGCCGAGCCUCACCUUCUCCCACUUCCAUGGACAGUGUGUGUAUCAGGUGAGAACUUUUUCACUGCUCUGCAGAUGAUUUACGAAAAUGAUGUGAGUAUGGAUUUUGAGAUAACAACAUUUAAAAAUAUCGAGCAGGCAAAUACAGGAUGCAUGAGUAGUAGAGAUCAACCAUAAAUAUAUUUGUAAAGCAUGUGCAAGUUUUAUUGUCCCCAGAGUGAGAAGACAGAGGAACCUUGCCCUAAGGAUCUUGCUUGCUUUCAGGCAGGGGACACAGAUAUUAAAUAAUUAUCCAGAUAGCUCCCUAAUUACAUUGGUGAGACCUUGUAAUGGAAGGUUACCUGGUGUUGUUAAAACACGUAACGAACUACUCCAUCCAGGCUGAGGGAUCAAGGAGCUUGCCGCUGAGGAAUUGGCAUCUGAACCAUACUCAGGAAGACGGAUUGCAUCCUGAGAAAAUGUCAUUCCGAUUCGGUCAGCAUCUCAUCAAGCCCUCCGUGGUGUUUCUCAAAACAGAAUUGUCCUUUGCUCUUGUGAACAGAAAACCUGUGGUACCAGGACAUGUCCUUGUGUGCCCACUGCGGCCAGUGGAGCGCUUCCGGGACCUGCGACCUGAUGAAGUGGCUGAUUUGUUCCAGGCAACUCAGAGAGUUGGGACAGUGGUGGAAAAGCAUUUCCAAGGGACCUCGCUCACCUUUUCCAUUCAGGAUGGUCCUGAAGCUGGACAGACUGUGAAGCACGUCCAUGUCCACAUUCUUCCCAGGAAGGCUGGAGACUUUUGCAGGAAUGACAGCAUCUAUGAUGAGCUCCAGAAACAUGACAAAGAAGAGGAGGACUCUCAGGCCUCUUGGAGAUCAGAGGAAGAAAUGGCAGCCGAAGCAGCGGCGCUGCGUGCCUACUUUCAGUGACACAGGCAUGAAAGUAAGCUGAACACCUCCCAAGGCAUAAGGAAAUGGGCUUCAUUCUUCAAAGACACUCCAGCGGCAGAAAGCUCAGCAGACUGUAUGGCGUCCAACAGUUCUGCAAACUUGUGCGAAGCAUUUUAUUACACUUGUGCGGGCCAUUGGGGUUAUGAUGACAGACGGACGAUCUUCAAAACAACAACACUGACAACCCUCCAGAUUUCCCUGGCUAUAUCUGUAGAAUAGAACCUUGUCUACAUUGUACCUUGGCCUGGAUGCAAAUAAAAUGUUAGCUACAAUA